Molecule: messenger RNA, 2495 nt
Organism: Chara braunii
Lineage: Eukaryota; Viridiplantae; Streptophyta; Charophyceae; Charales; Characeae
Source: the annotation of a GenBank genome assembly
GCCGAGAUUCGCGCGGAAGGAAUUUCCUAGGCUUGCCGUGCUGCUACUUCCUCGUUCUCUCCACCAUCGCUGACGGCGCAUGAGGGCAUGGUCUCACCCACGCGUCGUGGGUGCCGCUUGCGGGGAUCACCUAUGCCGUGAAGUAGCCCAUACACACCUGCAGUCUGUUGGUUGCACGGAUGGUUUACUACGAAUGGUAAUGCACUUUUGAGAUCGGUUAACUAAUCCAAUUCAACUGAGUUCUGACGGUUUCUGCUCGGAACUUACUAGGGAGGAAGGAUACGUCAGCUAUGGCAGAGGUGGAGGACGAGGCGGGGAGGGGAGGUGGAAGGUCGCCACCGCCACCCGAUUUCUGGGUUAUGGAGGACAGAGUUAGACACUCCAUCGGACAGUGCUAUGAUGAAGGCGUGUUCCCGGUAGAACCCAACAUGGGUGAGGUGGUCGAGGAUGAAAGGGGUAGGAGGUUCAGGGUGAACGAGUCUCUCGAUGCCAUUAAGGAGAAAUGGCUGAAGGAGAGGACGGUGAUCUUCAUCUUCCAGGAUGAGGCACGGAACCCGACACGAGGUCCGAAUGUCGUCUCCUACGUGGCGAGGGCUUCGGAAGUGGCCACUUGGCUCGUGCAGAAGGGAUCGACAAGACUAAGCUUGGCGGGGAAGGACUAUCCAGUGGCCUUUAAGCCAUGGAUGACCAAACCAGAACUCAAGGAGAUUCGCCUGAGAGAUGCGGAGACAAAUUUUUGGAUUGUAGCUCUCAGGGUGCCGUUAGAUGCGAUGUAUUACUUACGGAGCGCGGCGGAAGGCUUGAUCGGGGGCCUUAAGCAGAUGCAUGCGCCGGAAGCUGACAGAUCGCGGCCUAAACUAAUGAAUGUGAAGAUCGACAUGGAUCCUCAGGCCCGAUUCAAGGUAGAAGACACCCUGAUUAUCGAAUCUCCGAAGGGUGAAUGGUGGAAAGUGGAGGUGGCCACCCCCUAUUCCGAUUGGUGUAGGAAGUGCCGUUGGUAUUUUCACACCGAAGAGAAUUGUCCUCGUCAGGGGUAUGACAGAGGGCCUAGGUGGCAGGGUACUCCAAACCCAGCUCAGCAACGUGCCCCAGCCAUGUCGGAGCCGAGAAGGGCAGCCAAUUCUGCGAAUGGGGCAGACAGACCUAUCGCGGCUCCGCAGACAUCCCAGGCUUCUCACGGACGGGGAGCGAUCGGCACUAGAGACGCAGUCCGCCCUUCUCAGGGCUUCGCCACGUCAGCUCAGCAGGACGAAAGGCUAUCGAACACGGCGCAGGCACGAGAUCAGAGUGUGCUUGCCCAAUACCCCCACAUAAUGGCGAAUCCCACAUUCUCCCCCGCUCCCGGUAACCAAUCCUAUUCCUUCCAAGCCGCCCAUCCUCCCCCUCCACCUCCUCCUGAUCGCACACUAAUGCCGGGCUGGACAAAUCCGGGGGAAUGGCCAGCAUCUGUCUAUGCAGCCCCCCACCCUCGACAGUGGCAUGAUGCACCUAACCUCGUACAGGGGCAUCAGGACGUUAAUUACUGUUUUCAACCCGCACAUCACUCCAACCCCGACCUUUUCCACCAGGACACAAGGAUCCUUAUGCCCCUCCACCGAGGUGGGUGUCAGAAGCAGACUUGGAUUCAUCCCGCGUCCAAUCAGAAGCGGAGGCAAAUAUGCGCCAUGGUUAAGCUGAAGAUGGCUACGUGGAAUGUUAGGGGCCUGGGCGACUCCUCAGGAAGGAGGAAGAAGAGCAGAAUUAAGUCCUGGGUUUUCCGCAAGCAAGUCGAGGUCUUGUGCAUACAGGAGACAAAAUUGAGUGAGGACAAACUGAGAGCCAUUGCGGGCUGGUGGGAUGGCCCACAGGUGUGGUCUCCGGCGCAGGAAUCGAGGGGCGGGGUAGGCAUCCUUCUACAUCGUUCGUUGCAGUCGCAGGUGGUAGACUCGGAGGCGGACCUGUGGGGUCGCUGGGCCUGGUUUAAGCUGCAGUCUGAUCUCACAGAAUGGGUGCUGAUGACGGUAUACGUGCCUGCCGACCCUAGCACCAGAGCUGCAUUCUUCAGGACGCUGCUGCCGGUCAUUCCUCACUCGGAGCAUUUAAUCAUGGUCGGGGACUGGAAUGUAUCGCUGGACGAGGCUUUGACAGAUGGGACUCGCACGGCGGGCAGGAGGGAUGCACUAGCUUUGAUGGAUCUCAUCCAGGACCUUGGACUAUCGGGCCCCUUCCGCUCAUUGAACCCGGCUGCCUCUGGCUACACUUGGUUCUCCAUUAUUAGUCGGGAGAGGGGGGAUGUGACCUGUGGGCGGCUGGAUUAUUUCCUGGUUACAGGGGGGUUGGCACAGGGCUUUACUGCGAUUGGCCCCAAACUGCACCCAAUGUCUGAUCAUCGGUCAGUGCUGGCGGAGAUGGUCCUCACAGAGGCUACUUCAAGCUGAAUUCCCUAAACCUUAAGGACCCCGGAAUUAAAUGUUGGGUAGAGGAGCAAAUGGUGUCGUGGGACGCAGCCCGACAGU